UGCACUCAGUUUUCUUACUACUUUGGCUUUCUGAGAGGAAAAAACAAACAACCAAACAAGCAAAAACUCUGCUCCAUUUCUAAGUGGGGGGAGGGAAAGACCAACAGAAAACAAAGCCGGAAAAUUAAGCAUCAUGAGUCCAGAUACAGAUGUAAACAGAAGUGCCUUCCUAACUGCGGAGGAACAGCUGGACAAACCUGAUGGCCCCCUUCCUGGCUCACCCAGCGACCAAGAAAAGAAAGUAAGAUUAUCUCCAGCCAAAAUGUCUAACAAGAAUUCUUCAGAUCUAGUUGAAUAUGUUGACAAGAAUCAAUCUUUUCUUCCUGCUAUUCCAAAUACUCAGAGAAGUCAACUAGAAGACAGACUGAACACCCAGGAACGCACCAUAGCUUUCCUUCUCGAACAAGCCUUCCGCAUCAAGGAAGACAUCUCUGCGUGUCUUCAGGGAAGCCGAGGUUUUCGAAAAGAGGAGUCACUUGCCAGGAAGCUACUGGAAAACCAUAUCCAGACUAUCACCACCAUUGUCAAGAAACUUAGCCAAAAUAUUGAGAUUUUAGAAGACCAAAUAAGAGUUCGUGAUCAGGUGGCCACAGGAACUAAUCAUGCAGUGCAGGAGCUAAACAACAAACACUGUCAAGGAGUUGGAGAUCUUCGAGGACGAGUAGCCAGAUGUGACUCCAGCAUUAUGAAGCUUUCUGGAGACAUUCAUUUCAUCAGGCAUGAACAUCGACAAGUUGAAAAAAUGAUUCAGGACCUCUUAUCUUCUGUAGAAACUGUUUCUAAAAAUUUGGAUAUAAAGGUAAUGCAGCUCUUAGGAAAGAUAGAAGCUUCCAAUUCUGAGCAAGUCUCAAAUUUAAAGAUGGUCCAGGGGGAUUAUCACCAUGAAAUGAACCUUUUGGAAUUCAAAAGUGCAGCACGGUGUGGUUGCAAAGAGAUCACAUGGCCCCUAGAGUCUAAAUUUAAUUCACUUUCAAAUUCGACAUGUGAGCAAAUCGAGAGCCACCAAAAAUGGACAGAAAAUCGGUUAUUAAAAUAUGAAAAGGAUCACCAGGACCAUGUAUAUAAGAGUCUGAAGCUUCUACAGGAAAAGAUGGAAAAAACUGAAAGUAAAAUGGAGGAAAAGUUACUGCAUCUUUCUAACAAAUUAGAGGAUUUCAUUAAUAAACAGAAACAGGAAGCAGAAGUAAACAAAGCAAAAGAAACAGAAAAUAAACUUUCCAAAAAGAUGAACCAACUGGAAAAGCAUAUCUGGAACGAAUUAGAGAAAAUGCAGUAUGAAUAUCAAUCAGGAUUUAAAUCAAUUCACGACUCUCUUAGCUCCCUCCAACAAAUACAGAAAACAAAGAUGGAUUUAGAGAAAUGCAAAGUGAGAAAAGACUUAAAGAAACUACAGCGUAAAAUAGUGGAACUCCAGGAAGUAUAAAACUUUUCAGGCGUCUUUUUCACCAACCAAGGCAGUGAUUCUUGGGGGAAAUUGAGAAGGAGAAAAUGAAUAUCUGGCUGCUGUUUAUAAUACCUCUUUAUUUCUCACUACUUCUGAGGACAUGAGUAUACCAGAAAACUCAAUAAAGCAGAAAAAUCUUUA
Messenger RNA from Erinaceus europaeus (western European hedgehog), 1585 nucleotides. RefSeq names its product family with sequence similarity 81 member B (gene FAM81B). NCBI's taxonomy places the organism in Eukaryota, Metazoa, Chordata, Mammalia, Eulipotyphla, Erinaceidae. Bases 134 to 1423 code for a protein of 429 amino acids. The record is from RefSeq and is a predicted model, not a curated record. The transcript has 11 exons.